Messenger RNA from Serinus canaria (Common canary), 6564 nucleotides. RefSeq names its product EF-hand domain containing 2 (gene EFHC2). Gene Ontology annotation, biological process: regulation of neuron projection development. NCBI's taxonomy places the organism in Eukaryota, Metazoa, Chordata, Aves, Passeriformes, Fringillidae. The transcript is spliced from 16 exons. Gene Ontology annotation, cellular component: microtubule. The record is from RefSeq and is a predicted model, not a curated record. The coding region runs from base 3355 to 5154 and encodes 599 amino acids.
UCCUCCGGCCUCAGCGGCUGGGUCAGGGUGCUGUGCGGCAGGACGGGCGGAGCUGAGGCCAAAGCUGCGCCAGGGAGAUUUAGGCUGGACACCAGGAGGAGCUUCUACACAGACAGGCUGAUUAGACAUCGGGUGGGCUGCCCAGGGAGGUGGUGCAGUCACCGUCCCUGGAUGUGUUCAAGGAAAGGCUGGAUGUGGUACUCAGGGCCAUGGGCUGGGUGACACCGUGCUGAUCCUGGACGUGGCACUCAGGGCCAUGGGCUGGGUGACGCCGUGCUGAUCCUGGACGUGGCACUCAGGGCCAUGGGCUGGGUGACACGGUGGUGAGCCUGGAUGUGUCACUUAGGGCCAUGGGCUGGGUGACACGGUGGUAAGCCUGGAUGUGGUACUCAGCGCCAUGUUCUGGGUGGCACAGUGGUGAGCCUGGAUGUGUCACUCGGGCAUGGGCUGGGUGACAUGGUGGUGAUCAGUCACAGGUUGGACUCGAUGAUCUCAGAGAUCUUUUCCAACCUCACUGAUUCUGUGAUCUGGCAAUUGCUUUGGGGCAGUUUGAGCUCUUGGCACAGCUCUAACAGAAAAAAACAGGGAGAGAGAGAUACUCUCUACAUAAGUAACCAAAAAGCUUUGCCAGAGAGGGCAGUGACAGAAAUGCUGAUGUGCUGUUUCAGGGUUGCCAAUACUAUUAAUGCAGGCUAAAUAGACAAGAUGGUAAUUUUAUCACAGCAAACAAAAGAGGAGGCUGCCAUCACUACUUCAAAAUUUUUCAUCACGAAUAGCUAGGAAUUCACUGAACACACUGAAGAAAUGCCAGGGGUAGGGCAGAAUUCGUGCACAGCCCUCCAGCUGGUGCCUUCAGGAAGCAAAUGAAACAGUGUAUUUUGACGUUGUUAAUAGUGUUAAAAUACCUGGAAGGGAAUCGAUCGUUUUCACACUGUAGACAUGUUGUGGCCAAGGUUGCCCACAGAACAUGCCAAUGCCCCAUUGCUGGAAGUGUUCAAGGCCAGGUCAGGUGCAGCUCUGAGCAAUCUGGUCUAGAGGAAUGUGUCCCUACCUAUCAAAAGGGGGUUGGAGCUGAAUGAUCUCUGAGGUCUCUUGCAAGACAGGCCUUUCUAGGAUUCUAGGAUAGGCACAAGGUAGGCAAACACAAAGCUGCCCAGGUACAGGGAGCAUGAAGUUGUGUAGAAAUAUGUGGGCUCCCGGCCUCACUCUGUGUGUCAGCUCUGCACAGGUGUGUGCAAACACAGGACCUCUUGCAAGCCCAGCCUAGACACUGUGAGGAUCUUUCAGGCAUCUUCUUCCCUGGAAACAGCUGGAUGCUGUUGUUUAGGAAGGAGUAUAAAAGAAAGGACUGGUGGUGAAUACUCAGUCUCUUGCUGAAUUGAGAUUUGUUUUGUUAAGGAUUGGUUGUGUGUGUAACUCUUGAGGUGGCUGCUGAGUGGGCGUGUCAGCAGUGCUGGAAUAGGUGUGUGCCAUUGGUACCUGCUGGCUGGAAGCAGAAUAACUCAGCUCAGGGACCUCUGUGGCUUUAUUGUUCUCCAAACUUCAGUCUAACUUAAUUGAUUUAAUUUAACUUCACAUGCUUGGGAAGAGUUACUAACAGUGUUGAACCCCCCAUGCUGAAGUGCAUGCAGUGAGUAUAAGAACUAAAGGUGUGAAAGCUGUCACAAAGUCCCACAUAAAACCAUGGUUAUAAACUCCUGUUAGGGCUCCAGAUUGCUCCUUUUGUCAGUCCUUGAGACAGUGGAGUUAAUGACAACUCACCUCCACAAAUGAGAAGCUGAAAAUAACAUAUUUAAAGGAGAAAAAACGUGUCACUGCUACAGAUAAAUUGAAAAGGAAGAAAAUGUUUCCACCUGUCAGGACUGUGAGUAUCACCAUCAAUGCCUCAUUGCACAGAAACAACAGUGGCAAAGCAUUCCCUGAAGAAGGAUGCACAGGGGACAAGGGAUGGUUGUUCCUAUCAGCCCUUGGUUUAUAACUAUGGGUAUUAAUUCCACUCAUUACUGUUCAAGAUUCUAGUGAAAUUCUCUUGUCUCUGCUCCUAAUGCUUCCACCUGCCUCAUCUGUAGACCCACAAAAGGCAUGGAAGGGGAGUACAUAUGUGUUCUGUCUACCUUGGAUGUGUUUAAUAAGGUGGCCGGGCUGCUUCCAGAAAAUCAGAGCUUUAAGGUAGUGUUCAAAAUCAAAAUUACAGUAGUUUGUGUACACAUAAGUCCAUUCAUCAAAAAACCCCUCCACCUCUUUUAAAACAAGUCCAAAGAUCAGCUGCUCAUCAGCAGUGCCUGUGUUUUUUGUUUGUGGGUGAUGAGGAAAUCUAACAAUACAGAUAUUUUGAGCAUGUGGUGGAAACACAGCAUAUGAAAGGUUUGCUUUAUUUCUGCAAGAAAAAGUUUGUGCAUUUGGAGCCUGGACUGGCUCUGGUCAGGGAUGGCACUGGUUACAACACAAGUACUCCCUUUUUUAGUGUUCCUUUUUUGCCUCCUCUUCUCAAAAGCAGCUGCUCCUUCUGAUAGUGGAUUGAUGUCUGUGUCAGCAGCUAAGGAGGAGGGUGACAAGCAUGUAUUCAAAUGGGUCAGAUUUGCCAAGUGCUGGCUGACCAGUGUAUUCUCUUGCCUGAUGGUUGAAAUCCCUCUCAGAGCGAAAAUUCUGUGCAACAAUUCUCCAUGGCAUUUCUUAGAGAAUCAGACAAUAAGUUUAUAGAUCUCAGGGGGAAACUACAUCCUUGAAAAACUGUAAAAAAAUCUGUUGCAAACUCCAGUGGCACAGCAGAAAUUCCUCAUCUUCCUUGUUUAUUGCAGCAGCUUGGAAUUGCCCUCAACUGUGCUACUGUGGCUGUUUUGUGUUUCCUGCCUGAAAUAUUUUCUGCUGCUUUGUAACCCACAAAACAGGACAUUAGUUUUUCUUGACCAAGAACAUUUCCCAACCUCUUUACUGGGGGAGAAAAUUUCCACAGAUCACAGAUCUGCGGGUAUAGCAAUAAUGUUCGGAAGCUGUUUGAAGAUAAACCUGGAAUAGGAGGUGAACUGUUACCUGGUCAGACCCUGAAAAUUACCAGCAGUGUGUUUCCUGAGGGAGUAGGAAGUGGUCCUCCUUCUUGGAUAGCAUUUGACAAGCAGGUUGUCUGAUGAAUGAAGAGUAAAGGUGUUGUGUUUUGAUGCCUAUUUUGAAGAAGAAGUGCCUGAAAAACAUCAAGAGCUCUAUAGAAUCAGGCACUGUAAAAUAUAUUUCUACCUUGAAGAUGAUACAAUUCAAGUGACUGAGCCUGUAGUGAAAGACAGUGGCAUAAAUCAAGGAACUAUUUUACGACGGGGCCUUGUUCCACUUCCACCUCCUCAUGAGGAUCAGUUCUACACUAUGUAUCAUUUCAAUAUCAACACAGAAAUAACCCUUUAUGGCCGAAAAUAUAAGAUUAUAGAUUGUGACCUGUACACAAAAAAUUUCCUGAGGAAGUUAGGAAUCAGACUAAAUCCUCCUGCAAGCCGUCCAGACGACCCAUACACCACAGCGAGACAAAAGAGAUAUCUGGAGAGCACAAAUCCUUUUCACCCUUAUGAGCGCUUUGAUACUUUGAAACAAUUUCUGGAGUUUGAUGGACAAGUUUUGGGGUUUUCUUGUGUGUGGAAUGACCCAGAAUUAAAGAUUUCUGACCCACGGGAACUUGUUCUUCGUUAUUAUUUGUCGGAUGACACCAUUGAUAUAAGAGAAAUUUUACCACCAAACUCAGGCCGGGAUGUAGUUCCAUUUUUCCUCAAAAGAGAUAAGCUUCCAAAGAAUGCUCCUGCUGCUCCAUAUCAUCCAGGCACCAUCACCAAUUACACUCUGCUCAAUGUGUUGGGAAAGUCAGAAAGAAACAAAGGUUAUUACAUUCGGGACGUUCUGCAGACAGGAGCAGUGCAUCGGGAAUUUUACAAAGACAGUGACUUGAAAAUAGGGGCAGUAAUUAAUGUUUGGGGAAGGCAAAUAUUGCUCUGUGAUUGUGAUGAAUUCACUAAAGAACAUUACAGGAAAAAGUAUGGAAUUGUGGAUUUCACCCCAAUUCAGUAUAAGACCCCACCACCUCCAAAACCAGAAAAAAUUAUUCCUCCUUAUAAUGGAUUUGGUUCUGAAGAAGAUUCUUUGAGCUCCUGUAAGGGUGUGGUUAUCAAGACUGCCCAUAAGGAUUACAGGCAAUUCCUGGUGAAAGACAGGUAUGGCAUGGACAGCAACAUUCUGCGCUAUGCGGCCAAACUCAUCACGGACAUCCCCGUGGACAAGGAUCGUAAAUUCAUCAUUUCCUUCUUCCUGAGUGAUGACACCAUUUCUGUUUUUGAAUAUGCAGAGAGAAACUCAGGGAUAGCUGGUGGGAAGUUCCUGGAAAGAGGUCGCAUUAAGAAGCCUGGGCAGGAACUCUUUAAGAGUGAGCCAUCUGAAUACUACAAGGCUCAGGAUCUGUUUGUUGGAGCCAGAGUUUGUUUCCAUGGUCACAACUUUCUUUUGGUGGAUGCUGAAGAAUACACGUUCAACUACAUGGAGAAGAAUGCAAAUGAGUUCCCCAUGGCUAAUAUUUGUGCCAUCCUCAACAAACUGAAGAGCAUGACUGAAUCUCAUGCCAAAGAAAUCAGAAAGACAUUUGCUAUUACUGACCCUGAGAAUACCAAUGUGAUUGGGUAUGACACUUUCAGAAACUGGAUAGUCAGUGUUGCUGCUGGAGUAUUUUCAGAACAUGAAAUUAUGACUCUUGGACGUCACUAUGGCAUCAGAGAUGAGAGUCAAACUGACCUGCUCUUCCUCCUUUCAGUGGCUCAAGACAAACUAAAGAAAAAUGCCUUUGAAUAUUUUGAACAACUGAAUACAAUGUUUUUGUACAACGACCGAGAAAAGUGUGGAUUGUUGCCCUAUGAGACCUGCAGGACUAUUUUCAAAUCCUUUAAGUUGCCACUUCCUGAUGAUCUUCUAGAAACUUUACUAGCCAGGUUUGAAGAUAACCAGAAGCAGGUAAACUAUAAAAAUUUUGUUCAUGCACUGAACUGGAGAGAGAAUCAAGUCCGUGCUUUUGUGGAGGAAAAGGAGCAACCCAAGAGGGAAGAUAUCUGGAACCAACUACCACGAUCCCCUCCUGUGACUGGGAUCAGAUACCCUCCUCUUCUGGAUGAUCUCUUUGGAAAGGAAGAAUAACCUCACCUGUGCAAGACACUGAUUUAAGAUUGGUGCUUCAGCUCUGAAGAUUACUUAGAGAGAUACCAAAACAUUUCUUGUACAAUAAGAAAAAAGCAGAUACAACUUUUAUUGCAUUUAAUUUCUUGUUCCAACAGAGAUGUAUACUUGUGUGGUUUUGGAACUCUUUCUAAAUCAACAGCCCUCUGUCACACUUAAACAACCAUAAUUAAAACUAGAUCCUCUAAUCUCUGCCUGUUUGCAUGGAGAAUUUGUGAGUAUUGAGAAAUCUUUGUCAAACACUGCAAAAUCUGAAUGACCCUGCUUUGUUCUGAGAACAAACCUUGUUGGAUGACCUCUCAGAACUGGGUUUGACUGUGUUAGCACAAUAAUGCCAUUCCAUUCACGUUUCCUCCCUUGCUCUGCAGCUCUUAUCUGUGGUUUUGCUCUAUCCCCGUGGUGAUGCUCAAGUGCUGUUCAUGUCAAAGUUGGUUAUUUUGUGGAGGAAAUGCCGGCAAGGUUUUUGCCCUAUAAAGCUGUUCUGGUAUCAGAGAUAAUUAUAGCCUUCCAAAGUGGAAGCAAAUGUUUUGCAGGCACGGCACAGAAGCUGUCAGUUCUUGCUUGUUGUUUUAGAUGUGACUCAGGUUAGUCCCACCCAGUUUAACUUGGGUGGGACAUGUCUGAAGAGAAGGGAUUGCAGUGCAAUUUCUGUGUGCAGCAUUCUUGCAGCAGAAAUGCACUUUGAAAAUUCACAGAUACCCUUCUCUUUCUCCAUAGCUAAAUGGAGUUCCUGUUAGCAUUUUUGUAUCUUUUUAAGCUUAUACCAGUUCAAAGCCAUGAUUAGAUCUGGAUUUACUUUGUGCUUUUGUGAGAGGAGUAAUUACCCCACUCUGAAGAAUGGAAGAGCUGAGGUGAAGGUGGAGCUGAUUCAUCCACAAGAUUCCACUGGGGAAGGGGAAGAGGUGUGAGCCAGUGCACCUCUUCUGGUGUUUGGGAAGACUUAGAACCCUGUUUUUUCUUUAAUCUGAAAUUACAGUUUUGGGGAGGAAUUGUUUGAUUUAGAAAGAUAAGAAUUCAAUGUAUCUAAAUCCCCAAACAGAGGGAGAGACAAUAGUAAUUUUUUGGAAACUUGGAAAUCCCCCUUACAAUUAUGAUUUUAUAUAGAAAUACCUUCCUAUACCUCUGCAUGAAAAUGUAAAUGAAAUUCUUACUCUUUUUGUACCGUAUGGCAAAAUAUAAAGCUUUUGAAAGUUCUUUGCCUUUUUUGCAGUGAAAAAGGUCUUGAGACAAGGCAUAAUAAUGUUGUUGAUGCUGAGGAGGGGUAGCAAUAAAAUGGGCAAGGAGUGUCUGUAUCCAGAGGCUCAAAAUGAAAAGGACAAAAAACCUAAAGUGCUCCAAGUUGUAGAAAAGACUAUGAAUUGCUUUUAGAUC